AAUCUGAAAAUAAGCAGCGAGCCUGUCUGUGCGUCGGGUAUAAAAGGCUCACAGCGUCUUCUCACCACAGUUCACUGCAACAACUCUGCACUGAAAACGUCUUGUGGCUUCUUCAUUCCCUACUUCAGGAUGGAUUUUCAAAUCUUUGCUCUGGUGAUGAUGUUCCUGGCCUGUGUGGAGCACAGCCUGGCCUCCUGUGUGGUGGACAGCUUCACAGUCAAACAGGACUUUGACCCCCAAAGAUAUGCAGGAAAGUGGUAUGCGCUGCAGAAGAAAGAUCCCGAGGGUUUGUUCCUGCAGGACAACAUCUCUGCUGAGUACACGGUUGGUGAUGAUGGCUCCAUGGUGGCCUCCUCCAGAGGCAGAGUCACUCUCUUUGGGUUCUGGGUUGUCUGUGCUGACAUGGCUGCUCAGUACACAGUCCCUGACCCUGGCAACCCUGGUAAAAUGUUUAUGGACUACCAGGGCCUGGCCAGUUACCUGUCCAGUGGCGGUGACAACUACUGGGUCAUUGAUACAGACUAUGACAACUAUGCCAUCACCUAUGCCUGCCGCACCCUGAAGGAUGACGGAACCUGCGAGGAUGGCUAUGCUCUAGUCUUCUCCCGCAACCCCCGUGGCCUCCCCCCUGCCAUCCAGAGAGUGGUCCGCCAGAAGCAGGAGGAAAUCUGCAUGGCCGGACAGUUCCAGCCUGUGCUGCAGUCCGGAGCUUGCUAAACAAAUGCUAAUCUGGGGCAUGUUGAGCAACCCUACAUUAAAGUGGAUCCAAGAGAAUAAGCCUGUCACAUUCCAACUAUGUGACCAACAUCAGAUAAAUCCAAUCCAAUCCAUAACCCUGUGAAAACUUUAAACCUGCCACGACAAAAAUACAAUUUAGAUCCACUGGAAACUAUUAGCGAUGGAGUGGAUUUCGUCAAAUAACCAGCUGUAUCAUACUGUCACACUGGUGGGUAACAUCUGCACUGUGCCAUUCUGUAUCGGUGACAAUAAAUUUUGUAAAGAAA
Pelmatolapia mariae (spotted tilapia) is the source of this 1004-nucleotide messenger RNA. RefSeq names its product purpurin-like. The coding region runs from base 130 to 717 and encodes 195 amino acids. Lineage: Eukaryota; Metazoa; Chordata; Actinopteri; Cichliformes; Cichlidae. Gene Ontology annotation, molecular function: retinol transmembrane transporter activity; retinoid binding. The record is from RefSeq and is a predicted model, not a curated record. The transcript is spliced from 6 exons.